Molecule: messenger RNA, 2163 nt
Organism: Penicillium longicatenatum
Lineage: Eukaryota; Fungi; Ascomycota; Eurotiomycetes; Eurotiales; Aspergillaceae
Product: WD40 repeat domain-containing protein
Exons: 8
Coding region: 1-2163 (720 amino acids)
Biological process (GO): proteasome-mediated ubiquitin-dependent protein catabolic process
Cellular component (GO): GID complex
Molecular function (GO): protein binding
Source: RefSeq, a predicted model, not a curated record
AUGUCAUCCGCCAACGCCCCAUCCACCCAGCUCUUCUCCGCAACCUCCCAGCCUCCGCCCGAGACCGCUACCUCCCCGACACCUAAUCUCCGACGCCGCCGUCUUCAUUCAAGCAGUCCCGAGACUCCUAGUUCCUCAGCAAUAGGAACUGGAAUAACCUCGCAGCUGGAAAACCCAAGGGCCGGUGACGUUGCGGCCCAGGACCAAACUCAUCAACUCGGCCGAACCGACGGCCACCAUCGUUCCCGCAAGCGCCGGCGCCUGCUCAACAUGCGUGCCGAUGGGAUAUCAGGCACUAAUGGCUUUUCGCAGGCUUCUAACGGGACCAGCUCGGGGAAAGCCAGCCUGAAUGGUCAGACGGCUGCGUCUGCAAAUGGCGAGCCCCAUGCUAACGGAGCGGGGAAAGCUCCAGCUAGCCAAACAUACUAUGGUCACAACCGAGAGGAGGUGACCCGGAUCUUAAUUCAAACUUUGUAUGAGCUGGGUUACAACGGGUCAGCCUCCGCGUUGAGUGCAGAGAGUGGCCAUCAACUGGAGACAGCUGGCGUUGCUACUUUCCGCAGCGCGGUGCUAGGUGGGCGCUGGUCUGAAGCUGAGAGGAUCCUGAUUCAAUCAUUCCGGAAUGGUGGAAAGAAUGGUCAGGAAUCGGUACCCGAGGAGACGCUGCUACUCGCAGAGGAUGCGAAUAAAAACGAGAUGCUCUUCUAUUUGCGCCAACAGAAAUUCUUGGAGCUUCUGGAGGCACGCGACUUGGGUGCGGCACUAGGUGUUCUACGGCAAGAACUAACGCCGUUGAACUACGACAUCGAUCGGCUUCACGCUCUUUCCAGUCUGCUUAUGUCGCCAACUGAGCGGUUAUAUGACCAAGCAGGGUGGGAUGGUUCCACCAGGGCAUCCCGAGAACGCCUCCUUGCGGACCUAUCUAAAUCAAUCUCCCCCUCAGUCAUGAUCCCUCAACACCGCUUGGCUAUCUUACUAGAUCACGUGAAACAAAGUCAAAUCAAUAACUGCCUAUACCAUAAUACCGCCCAACCACCAUCGCUCUAUUCAGACCAUCUCUGUGACCGGAAUGACUUCCCACUAGAAGUAGGCAUCGACCUGACCCAGCACACAGAUGAAGUCUGGUAUUGCGGCUUUUCUCACGAUGGCACCAAGCUAGUCACUGCGGGCAGUGACAAAAUGGUGCUCAUAUAUGAUACGGAAGACUUCACAGUACUCCACAGAUUGAGUGACCAUGGCGGUGGGGUUGUAUUUGCUAGUUGGAGCCCGGAUGACACAAAACUCAUCACCUGUUCCCAGGACAAGAAAGCACGACUAUGGAAUGUCGAGACUGGCCGCUGUCUUCUUACCAUCGAUCACCAUUCCGAACCGGUCACAUCUGCCGGCUGGGCACCAGAUGGAGAGUCUUUUGUGACCUCCUCUUUCGACCGGAGCUCACAACUAUGUCACUGGAGUGUUCGUGGAUCGCCUUUGCACAUGUGGAAAGGUGGAUUCCGAGUGCAAGACUGCGCGAUCAGUCCCGAUGGGCGGAGAUUGGUCGCGGCAGACACGGAUUCAAAGAUACACGUUUUUGAUUUCCGAAGCUACGAAGAAGACUACUGUCUCUCCCGGUCCAGCAAGCCGACAUCCCUCGCAAUCAGCCGAGACUCAAAGCAUCUGCUUGUGAACUUGAAAGAAGGAGAAAUCCAAUUGAUUGAUCUCGAGACUGCUAGCGUGGUGCGACGUUUCAGUGGUCAGAAGCAAGGUGAAUGUGUGAUUCGCAGUACUUUUGGCGGAGCUGGUGAGAAUUUCAUUGUCAGUGGUAGCGAUGACUCAAAAGUCUACAUUUGGCACAAAGAGAAUGGGUCUCUUGUAGAGAGUCUUGAUGGGCAUUCCAAGGGCUGUGUAAAUUCAAUAUCGUGGAACCCAGCGGAUCCCACCAUGUUUGCCUCGGCAGGCGAUGACCGCGCUGUGCGCAUUUGGUCUCGAGAACGCAAUCGCCAUCGCUCAACAGGAGGACUUAGUACUCGAGGUGUCUCAACGAGUGGUGCCCCACGGACCAGCGCCCUUCCGGCUAGCAAGACUGCUUAUGGUUCGCUGUUCUCCGUUUGGCUUGCCUUGUGUGGCAUGGCAUGGCGCUUUUCUCUUUCUGCAAGGCCCACGGUACACACUGGAGCCUCUUGA